AUGAGAUUAAAGAUAUGUUAUGAUCAAGGAGCAUUUUGCACUUAUGAGAAGGAGACAGAAGAGCUAAAGGUAUUAUCUUUGAUCACGAGAAGUACAGAGAUAACCUACCGGAUUUCUGCGCUUGAGCAGAACCACAUCGAAGAGGGAAAUUCCGAAUCGAGCUCUCCACACUCAUUUGGAAACCUGCGUUUUCGUCAUGGCUCCAGCGCCCGUUACGAUUCCGAUUUCAAGGAUCAUGUAUGGGUGAAAACAUCUGGAAAAAUCUGUUCCGAAUUUGUCGACGAGCUCCCCGAAUUAUAUGAGAUAUAUACAACAAUACCAAAGCGUGAAAAUACUGCUACACCAAAUACAACUGCCCGGCGGAGUAAAACCCCUCAAUCUAUUGUCUCCAAAAGCUUGAUAGAAUCAGCUAGUACAUCUCGUACAAAAGCAUCUAGAGAUUCUUUUCCCAGGAAUCAGGCAAAGUCUCCAGGGAAGAGGCAGAGGGCAGAUGAUGACAGGUCAUGCGUUUCAAUUAAACAUUCAAAUGUCAAGUCCUACCCAAGAAGACCUGCAAAAUUUAACGGAGAUCUCACUGAAUCGAGCAUUUUGGAUAGAGUUGUGCCCCAGCCACCACUGGGAUGGGACCCAUCUACAUUCUUUCCCCAAAAAUUGAACAUCCAAAUCGCAGAUGUUGAUGGGCUAUAUCAGUCGGAAACACAGUCUAUACAGGAAGCCUGCCUUUUGAGGUAUUUUGUAGAUGAACUGGCUUGUUGGUUUGACCUUUGUGACCCAGAGCGUCAUUUUGCUUUAGUAGUCCCACAUCGAGCGAAGCACUGUCCAGCACUUCUCAAUGCUAUAUAUACAGCAUCCGCCAGACACCUUUGUCGGCUCGGGCAGUACCAAAAGAAUGGUGUGGUCGAAUAUCAAGGGAAAAAGUUACUUAACCUACAUGUGGAGACUGCUAUCGAAUACCAUCGCAAAUGUAUUGAGCAUCUUGUAUCUGCAUCCGAUGAUCUAGAGGCUCUGUAUGAUGAAAAUUUAUUGGUGGCUUCUGUGAUAUUAAGAUUCUAUGAAGAAGUAGACGCCCCUUUGAUUGGUGGAGAAGGGGAGACGGCACAGAGAGUAACUCAAGGAUUCAUUACAGCUCAAGCAUCAGGAAGUCUUGAUAGCAGUCUCCGUAGAGCUGCCUUUCGCGUGGCGUAUAGACAGGAAGUUCAUAUGGCAUUUGUCAGACAAAGAUCUUUUCAUAUGCCUUUACAGUGUCAUGAAUAUCGAUCCUUCGAAUACGCAGACGAUUAUACCUGGGCCUAUCGAACUAUCGUUCAUUGCGCCGAUAUUUUACAAUACUGCUACGGCUCCGGCAGUAAAACCAAUAGCGAUUACGACAUGUUAGUUCAGUAUCAUGAAGCUUGGGAAAAGUUACGUCCACAAUCCUUCGACGCACUGUAUGAAAGAGGUGCGGCUGUGAAUACAAGACAGGCUUUCCCUGAGAUAUGGUAUGUAUCUGAUUGUCAUGUCACCGCUCAUCAACAUAUGGAUAUCUCUCAGAUCCUACUCACAACCUACAACCCGCGAGUACCUAGAUUAGGACCAGGUCAUCGAGCAGCUAGCCAAAGAAUAGAGGCACAAAUCAACACGAUGGUUCAACGUCUCUGCGGUGUGGCAAUAUCAAAUCAUCGGUCUCCACCCGCCAUGAGCACCGCAUGUAUGGCCAUUUCCAUGUGCGGAGAACAAUUUACAGAUACCGAAGAGCAGAAAAGUAUUCUCGAGGUAUUAAGAUACACCGAAAACCAACAUGCGUGGCCAACAAAACACAUUCAAGAUAGAUUGAUAGAGGCUUGGGGGUGUUCCAGCAAAGGAACAGUAAGUCAUGGCCAAGAUAUUAUCGAAGAUGAUAUGGUAACGAUAGAUGGAUGGUUGUUGUAG
Molecule: messenger RNA, 1908 nt
Organism: Sclerotinia borealis F-4128
Lineage: Eukaryota; Fungi; Ascomycota; Leotiomycetes; Helotiales; Sclerotiniaceae
Source: the annotation of a GenBank genome assembly